This is a messenger RNA of Nematolebias whitei (Rio pearlfish), 1856 nucleotides long. Its product is annotated as gastrula zinc finger protein XlCGF57.1-like. The record is from RefSeq and is a predicted model, not a curated record. Gene Ontology annotation, molecular function: chromatin insulator sequence binding. Gene Ontology annotation, biological process: regulation of transcription by RNA polymerase II. The coding region runs from base 145 to 1782 and encodes 545 amino acids. NCBI's taxonomy places the organism in Eukaryota, Metazoa, Chordata, Actinopteri, Cyprinodontiformes, Rivulidae. The transcript has 2 exons. Gene Ontology annotation, cellular component: chromosome.
AAUCUGUAGCGACGAGCUAAACCAAAUGUCUGUGAGCUGAAUCCUUUCCACUGUACUGAUGGUCAAAGGAGUUUAAAGUUAUAUUCAGCUGUGACAGCUCAGUAAAUGUUGAAGUUAAAUACUGAUGCGUGAAAGUUAACAGAGAUGUCGAGACAGCAGCUCAAGCAGCACCUGGACCCAGAGGAAGAAGAAGAAAUGUCGGAGGUUUCUGGAAAUGAUCUUGAAGAGGAAAGCUCUGGAGGAAGCCCAAUCUUAGAUGCAGUUUUCUUUCCCGACAAUCAACUGCGUAUAAUAGUGGUUCCUGCAGAUUUUCAGAAGUCAGUGCUGGUUAAAGAAGAAGCUCCUGAAGAACAGAGUCCUGAUUUGGACCUGCAGGACCCAAAUUGUCUCCACAUAAAAGAGGAAGAAGAGGAACUGUGGCCCAGUCUGGGGGGAAAGCAGCUCGGUGUGAAGGAGGAGACAGAUGUCACCAGCUUUUCAUUCACUGCAGUUCAUUUGAACAGUGAGGAUGAUAAAGUGAAACCAUUGUUCUCUCAUCUUCAUCACCACCAAGAUGAAGUUAGUAGUCUUCCAACCAGCAGUUCGGGUGACCACAUAGAAUCAGCAACUGGUGAAGGAAAAAAAUAUACAAAAAAAACAGAUCUAAAUGCUUAUAGAGAUGAUUCUGAUUCUUCAGAAACUGAAGUUAGUGAGGAUGAUGAAGAGGAUAAUCAUGUGAACAAUCCUGAGUCUGAGCUGAAACCUUUAUCAGACUCUGGGUCAAAAGCUGAAGACACUGAUAAAGAAUGGGAGUCUUCAUCCAGCUGGAAUCCUGAGUCAGGUGGAAACACCAUCAACAAAUUUGGACAGAAACCAUUUCCUUGUGAUCUAUGUGAACAAAGGUUUACCAGCAAGGGCCAUUUAAACAGACACUUGAAGAUCCACACAGGACAGAAGCCAUUUUGUUGUGAUCUGUGUGAACAACGGUUUACUGAAAAGGCUAAUUUAAAAAAACACAGGAGGAUCCACACAGGACAGAAGCCAUUUUGUUGUGAUUUGUGUGGAGGAAAGUUUAGUCAAAAAGGAGAUUUAAAUAGACACUUGAUUAUCCACACAGGACAGAAGCCAUUUUGUUGUGAUGUUUGUGGGCGAAGUUUUAGCUACAAUAAUCAUUUAAACAGGCACAUGAGAAUCCACACAGGACAGAAGCCAUUUUCUUGUAAUCUAUGUGAACAAAAGUUUACUCAAAAGGGCAGUUUAAAUAAUCACAUGAGAAUUCACAGGGGAGAGAAGCCAUUUUCUUGUGAUAUGUGUGAACGAAGGUUUACCGAAAAGGGCAGUCUAACCAAACACAUGAAAAUCCACACAGGACAGAAGCCCUUUUCUUGUCAUUUGUGUGAACAAAAGUUUAACCAAAAGGGCAAUUUAAGUAAACACAUGAAAAUUCACACAGGACAGAAACCAUUUUGUUGUGAUCAGUGUAAUCAAAACUUCACAGAAAAAGGCAGUUUAAAGAAACACAUGAAAAUUCACACAGGACAGAAGCCAUUUUGUUGUGAUCAGUGUAGCCAAAAGUUUAGAGAAAAGGGCAGUUUAAAGAAACAUAUGAUGAUCCACACAGGACAGAAGCCCUUUUCUUGUCAUCUGUGUGAACGUAAUUUUAACCAAAAGGGUAAUUUAAAUGCACACCUAAAAAUCCACACAGGACAGAAGCCAUUUUGUUGUGAUUUUUGUGACCGAAUGUUUACCAGUAAGGGCAAUUUAAACAAACACAUGAGAAUCCACACUGGGGAAAAACAGUAAUUUGAAUGAACUUAUAGGCAAGAAGCCACUCACAUACAAAUAUAUUUAAACUUAUUGUUUUACUUGUCUGAAUC